ACGCCCCACGCUUCUCCACGCCUCCGCCCAGGCAACUCUCACCCGCCGCCGAAGCCGCCCACAGACCUGCGCCCGCCGCUCGGCCGCCUUUACGGCCGCAGCCCGCAGCCCGGCCGACCCCGGCGCCUCCGCGGCUUCGCUCAUCUGCCCUCCCGCGGCCCGCCCAGACCUCCGCCGACCGUCGACCCCCGUCCGGCCGUCCAGUCGACGCCUGACCUUCGCCUGCGGCCGCUGCCUGGCCGCCCGUACAGCCGCAGGCCGCAGCCCCGCCUCCGCCCGCCAGACUCCGCCCCUCCACCCGGCGUCCUCCGCCACAGUGCCCGACCACCCCGCGCCGCCGCAGCAGCAGCAGGAAAAUGCCUCGCAAAGUUGUAUCUGGACCCGACUACGAUGAUGACUAUGAUGACUAUGAUGAGUAUGAUGAUGAUGAUGAUGAUGAUGAUGAGUAUGAUGAAACCAGAUAUGGCAAUAAUACUCCUGUUAUGACAGGGAAAGAAACAUUGAAAAAUUCCUCAAGUACAGUGUCGGUUCAUUGGACAUGUUCCAUGUGCACAUUCAGUAAUCAUGAAAGCAUGGUGUACUGUGAGAUGUGUGGUGUUUUCCGUGAGACCUUUGUCAAAUCUGCCAAGGAUGGUCUGUUAAAAGAUACAGCCGUUGCAGUGUCAAGUGAGCCUAGGACAUCUGCUGCGUCAAAAAACGAUUCUGCCAAGGCGCCAGUGAAGACUCGUGCUGUAAAUUCUGAUGGUGAUUCUAUGAGAAAGCAUGCUAGCAUGUCUUAUGAUAAAGCCAAUUCCACGCAGUUACCAUCUGCUGGUAGCUCACUAGGUGCUGAAAAAAAGAAGAAAACCCCUGUACUUUCUGAAGAAGUACCUGUGGAGAGGAUAGCUCUGUUGGCUUCCGAUGGUUUUCAGUCAAAGGGUAACCAGAAUAGCGGGGCUAGCAGUUCUUCGCAGAAUGACAAUGUGAUCCAGAAACUCUCUUCUGACGUAGGCCAGCUAAAUGUAAACAAGAACAAUGUGAAUGUUACGAAAUCUUGUUUGCCUGAUGAGUAUAAGCCUGAGAAGUGGAUGUUAGCUGAUCUGGAGUCAAGGGCGUUGAGCCAACUGAACCUUGCAAUAGUCGGUCAUGUUGAUUCCGGCAAGUCGACACUAUCUGGGAGAUUACUGCAUCUCUUAGGAAGGAUAUCAAAAAAAUAUAUGCACAAGAAUGAAAAGGAGUCGAAAGAAAAGGGGAAGGGGUCAUUUGCUUUUGCAUGGGCCAUGGAUGAGAGCAGUGAAGAAAGGGAACGGGGUGUGACAAUGACUGUGGCUGUGGCUUAUUUGGAGACCAAGAAAUUCCGUGUGGUUUUGCUUGACUCACCUGGUCACAAAGAUUUUGUGCCAAAUAUGAUAUCUGGUGCAACACAAGCUGAUGCAGCUAUUCUUGUCGUUGAUGCUUCAACUGGUUCUUUUGAAGCUGGCAUGGAUGGCGAAGGAGGAAAAAGUGUUGGCCAGACUAAAGAGCAUGCUCAGCUUGUUAGAAGCUUUGGUGUUGAACAGCUUGUUGUCGCAGUCAACAAGAUGGAUGCUGUUGAUUAUGCAAAAGAAAGGUUUGAUUUCAUCAAGCUACAACUUGGUAGUUUCCUGCGGUCAUGCAACUUCAAGGACUCAGCUAUUACCUGGAUUCCUCUUAGUGCUGUAGAAAACCAAAAUUUGAUCAAAGCUCCUUCAGAUGCUCGUUUGACCUCCUGGUAUCAAGGGUUUUGCCUCUUGGAUGCUAUAGAUUUUCUGCAGCUUCCUUCUCGGGAUGUUUCAAAGCCCUUGAUUAUUCCAAUCUGUGAUGUUAUAAAGUCUCAGUCAACAGGACAAUUGGCAGCUUAUGGAAAAUUGGAAACUGGAGCCAUCCAAAUUGGUUCUAAGGUGUUAGUUCUACCUUCUGGGCAAGAGGCGACUGUGAAAGCCAUUGAGCGGGACUCUAAUUCAUGCACCGUAGCGAGAGCUGGUGAUAAUGUGGCAAUUUGUUUACAGGGUAUUGAUGGAAAACAACUAAUACCUGGCGGGGUUCUUUGUCACCCUGGUUUCCCUGUGCCUGUAGCUAACCACUUGGAGCUGAAGGUUCUAGUCCUGGACAUCACUACUCCUAUUCUUGUUGGCUCUCAGGUGGAGUUUCACAUACAUCAUGUGAAGGAGGCUGCAAGAGUAACAAAAAUUGUUGCAUUACUUGACAAGACUGGCAAACCAAGUAAAUCGGCACCUCGAUUUCUUAAAUCCAAGCAGAAUUCUGUUAUACAGGUCACACUAGAUGGAGCUGUCUGUGUUCAGGAAUUCUCCAAGAGCCGAGCUCUUGGGAGGGCAUACUUGAGGUCGGCUGGGCGCACCAUUGCUGUUGGCGUUGUUAAUCGGAUAAUUGGCCAAGAUCAGAACUAGAAGACCUACUACACUCUUCUGAAAUCUGAACCAAAUCCUUGUCGUUGCCUUGUCGUUGCUACGGUUAUACUCUACGUAGUAGACACUGGCAACAUGAUGUUGGGAAAUUUUGUUUAGCAGCUGCUUAUAGCCAUUCCAUUGUAUUGAGUUAUAUGUGUAAGAUAGUAGUCACAGCUGAGUUGUGUUCUAACCCCCGGCUUUUGCAAAAAUGCUAUGGAAUCCUUCGAAGUUAUAUAUGCUGACUACUUGUGAUUCGUGACCGCUGAUUCGUUAUCGUUCAUUACUAUAUGUAGUGGACCCAAGUAAAACGAUGUUGGCAAAUUUUGUUUAGCAUUUGCAUAUCUUCAUUCUCA
Molecule: messenger RNA, 2758 nt
Organism: Zea mays
Lineage: Eukaryota; Viridiplantae; Streptophyta; Magnoliopsida; Poales; Poaceae
Product: HBS1-like protein
Exons: 11
Coding region: 357-2405 (682 amino acids)
Molecular function (GO): GTPase activity; GTP binding
Source: RefSeq, a predicted model, not a curated record